This is a messenger RNA of Saitoella complicata NRRL Y-17804, 1483 nucleotides long. RefSeq lists its product as uncharacterized. The transcript has a single exon. The record is from RefSeq and is a predicted model, not a curated record. The coding region runs from base 99 to 1271 and encodes 390 amino acids. Lineage: Eukaryota; Fungi; Ascomycota; Saitoellomycetes; Saitoellales; Saitoellaceae.
AAGGCGACAACACAACACCAAUUACAAUCAACGACAAAACAGGAGGCAAUUGCAAUUGAGGAGAAGGCGCGAUGCCAUGGUCUACGACUGUCGACACCAUGGCCAAUCCAUUCACGGAAGUUGGAGGUAAUGCGGGAAACAAUGGCAGCGGCAUCCGACGACAACAGAUAAGCACAUUGACGGCGCGGUUACGACAAAGUAAGACGAAUGAAUGUCCAAUUCCUCCACCGCAUGUGGCACGCGUGUUACAAACGACCGCAAUCCCGCCUUUUCGCAAGUCAAAGGUGCAGGAAAGUAUGAGUGGUCAUGACCAUGCCUACAGAAGGAGAUUGAGGAAUAUCAGCCCGAGCGCAUUGACAAGUUUGGACCAUGAGUUACCAGCACCAUUAAGUCCGCACCGCAGGGCGAACCCGUGUGGGGAGCCGUUUACGCCUGUGAGGGCCGUUUCUGCGCCAUCGUUUCUACUGGCCACGACAGAGAAGGAGCGGGAGCAACUGACGUUGACGUUACCGAGUCCGCCGUCCAUACCGCCUUCAUUGACGGAGACGCAGUCAACUUCUCCUACACGCGCGAGUUCAAUGUUUUCGCUCGAGCACACGGAUUUCAGUCACGACGAGGGUUUUCUCGCGUCUCCGACCCCCAUAACACCCUGGAGUUCUUGUCUUCGACGCACGAAGUCUCAGCGCGCAAGACGCUCUCCGUUGGCAAGCGAACCUGUCGACGUAAUCGAGCACCCUCUCUCUCCUCUUCGCGAAAAUGAAGACGAUGAGGGCGUAUUCAUGCUCAGUCCCCUGACAGAAAGCAAGAAAGAUGGCGAAACCCAAGACGGGUUCUUCGCGCGUGCACCGAGCAAGUUGAGAAGAUCACUCAGCAAGAUCGGACGCGCAUUGAGUUCGGCGGCUGUUCCAGAGUCGAGUUAUAUCGCAGCGAACCUCAUUACGCCUGCACUUAUUACACCGCAGCCGGUGGUGGAGGUGCCGGUUACCUCGUUGCCGGCGCUGUUUCCGUUGGCGGAGAUGGAGUUUCCUACUUCGGCGAUUGAAUUACCGACGUGGUCUCCCACCAAGACUCCACAUCCAAAUCUCCCGCUCUCGCCCCGACCGAGGGAGCCGAGGCUUAAUUCGCAGUUUUUGAGGAUGUGGUGUUUAGAACAGGGAAUGAGGAGGGCGGGAAAGAUUGAGAUGUGGACUGUGGGGAGGGCCGAGAUGGUCUUGGGGCCUGUUACAUGGAAUGGAUGUUCGAACAGUGGGUUGAGGAAUGAGAUUAUGUAGAUUCUGGGGAAUUUGGAACGCGGCUGAUACAGACAAUAUUCACGAGAUGGAAGUUGGAACUGGUUCUACAUGGGGGCGGUGAAGCGUACGAUACAGGGUUGGUGCAGAAAUCAUUUAUUUGGGCAUAGCGGGCGUUUAUUCUUUCUUUAUUGGGCUACUUUUUGGAUGACAUGUGCUACGAUACGAAUGAUAGGUAUGAGGCGAUGGACAAC